Molecule: messenger RNA, 2373 nt
Organism: Aspergillus terreus NIH2624
Lineage: Eukaryota; Fungi; Ascomycota; Eurotiomycetes; Eurotiales; Aspergillaceae
Product: putative histone-lysine N-methyltransferase (Ash1)
Exons: 4
Coding region: 1-2373 (790 amino acids)
Biological process (GO): regulation of DNA-templated transcription
Cellular component (GO): chromatin; nucleus
Molecular function (GO): histone H3K36 methyltransferase activity; protein binding
Source: RefSeq, a predicted model, not a curated record
AUGGCGUUUGAGUACACCGAACAGCUCCUGACCCCGGAGAACAGUCGCUCCGAGACAUCCAGCAACAACGAAAACGCGUCGACUGAAGAAAAACCCACCCUCCGCCGGAGAUCUACACGUGUAGCACGCGCCUCGUUACAGAAAGCCGCCGACCUCCGCAGCGGCCUCGACACAGACACGCCGGAGACGUUGUCCCCGGCAGUUGAGAAUGCCCUUCCUGUCACAGAUGAGGUCCUCGCCGUCGCCGGCAAGAAAACGCACGCCGGUGCCGUAGCCGCCGCCUCCGUCUCCUCAUCCCACCUCCGACACAGCAUCGCGGUCAUGGAGUCGUCGCUAUGGAGCGAGACUCACCUCGCGCUUGACACAGCCGAGCCAGAAGACCACCCAAUGGCUCCCGAUACCCCCGUCUCGAAGUCAUCGCAGGAGUCGCCCUCGGAAGCAAACCCGCCCUUGCAACAGCGCACGCUGAGGAAGCGUGUAGAGCGAGUAUUCAGCAAAGAGGGCUUCAAUGGCAGGGAGAAGUCCUCCGGUCCGACAGACACGCGAAAGGACGCGCCUUUGCGGCGCUCGUCACGCGUGAGCCUCCUGCAGAAGGCCUCGGAUUUCGUCGGCCGUGCGCAGAGCGUUCUGGGUAAACGCUCCCGUGGCGCAGUGGAGAAGGGGAAGGAUGACAGUCGACGUGCAAGUCUGCGGCCUCGUCCUGCUCCCGUCAAGGAGGAAACGCAGGCUCCAAAUAAUGAGCCCGCGACAAAGAGAAGACGCGUCUCUGAAAGCGACCUGGCCGCGAAGAUCAAAGAAAACGAGGAGAAGCGGGAUGAAUCAACUACGCCGGCCCCUGUCACGCGGUAUCGGCCGAAGCGCUGGUUAGCUCAUGGUCUGUACGCGGGCCAGGAACCCGUGAGCGCGCGGCCCCUGCAGAACAAGAAUAACAAGACAUCCAAGAGAAGAAGCAUCAGUGGUGCGCGACGGAAGCUUCUCCCGCUCCCUAUGUUUGCAGGGGAUCGUCUUCUCCGACAGGGCAGGGAUUUUAAGCUGCCCUUUGACAUCUUCUCGCCGCUGCCUCCUGGCCAGCCCAAGCCCAACGAAUGGAGAAAGACCAACAAGAACGUCUUUGUUGGAGAGGCUGGCAGCAUCUGGAGAGCAAACAAGGACCUGGAACUGUCCAAGUGUAUGUGCACGGAGGAGACCGGCUGUGACGAGAACUGUCAGAAUCGUUAUAUGUUCUACGAAUGUGACGACGGCAACUGCAGCUUGGGCCCGGGGUGCGGCAACCGCAACUUCAACGAGCUUAAGCAGAGAACCAAGGCUGGCGGGAAGUACAACAUCGGCGUCGAAGUCAUCAAGACGGCGGAUCGUGGGUAUGGUGUCCGCAGCAAUCGCACGUUCGACCCCAACCAGAUCAUUGUGGAGUAUACGGGCGAGAUCAUCACUCAGUCAGAGUGUGAGAAACGGAUGCGGACGAUUUACAAGAAUAAUGAGUGCUACUACUUGAUGUACUUUGAUCAAAAUAUGAUUAUCGAUGCCACGCGUGGCUCCAUUGCACGCUUCGUGAACCACUCCUGUGAGCCUAACUGCCGCAUGGAGAAGUGGACGGUUGCCGGUAAACCGCGCAUGGCUCUCUUUGCUGGUGACCGGGGGGUUAUGACCGGGGAAGAGUUGACUUAUGACUACAACUUUGAUCCCUACUCGCAGAAGAAUGUUCAACAAUGUCGCUGUGGCUCGGCCAACUGCCGUGGAGUGCUGGGCCCCCGGCCUAAGGAAAAGGAACGUGCAAAGGAACUUCGAGCCGAAGCUAAGAAGGCCGCCUCUGCGAAGAAAACGAGUCGAAAAUCCUCUAGCACUAGACGAAGGAUCGGGGCUGUCCUUGAUGGCCCUACGUCCCGCAUUACCAAGACUCGCAAGCGUGUUACGUCUCGGUCUAUCAAGUCUGGUGUUAAGAAGGCCAUUUCGCGGGUACGUGGAGCCGCGAAAGCCACGACCUCACGGCGAACUACUGCCCAGAAGGCCAAAGACGAUGCGAAGGCAUCGAAAAAGACGGGUACGACUACGAGAGCCCCGAGACGCCGAGCGAAUAAAAAGGAGUCAAAUGAGAAGGUCAAACUGCCUAGGGUCAGAGCCACCAAGGCGAGAGCAACAGUCCGCGUCCGAAAACCGGCCCAGAAGAAUGAGAAGACCGAGGCAAAGGCUACUCCUGGUCAGUUGACGCGUCCCUCGGAGAAGACCAAGGCCAGGAUCCUCGCCACGGUGAAAGGAGCGAACGCGCGAAAGCGCACCACGACUAAUAAGAGUCCUGCUAAACAGUCUCCCCGGGCUAAUGCCUCGACCCAGCGUGCGAGAACUACAUCCAGGUCCCCCAGAAAGCCCAAGGCUUAA